AUGGAAUUGAAAACAGAUUUAAAAAUUGAUGAAAGUACUGGCUUAAUUAAAGACAAUUGUGAUCUGGAAGAUGGAGAAAUUUCAACUUAUAAAACUGGAAGCACAACACUCAAGUACAACAGCGAAAACUUUGAUUUCUACACGUCAAUGGUAGUGUUGAAAACAGGUCAAGCUACAUCUGAGGAUUAUGGUACUUUAAUUAAUCCCUCACAAAAUACAUCAGAAAACAAAGGUGAAAGAGGUUUCAAAAGGAUAAUUUCUCAACUAAGAAGUUUGAGAUCCAAUAAUAAUAACCAAGCCGAACCUGUUGAAGAAAAUUUAGACGAUAAUAAACUUGAGCGCAAACAAGAAAACGUAUUUGCUUUAUUAGAAAUGAAUUCAGACAAAAGUGAUAACGAAGAGUCUGUGUCUCAGGCAUUUACAUCGCCUAGAGAGGAGAGUAACCGCUCAAAUAUGAAUGAUUUCACUGAUAUUCCAUAUUUAAAGCUCGCUUUUUCUAAGCUAGUAGAUCCGAAUAAAAGGUAUUCGAAAUUAUGGACAAAUAUUCUGAACAAAUUAAAAAAAAAUUCAAAUGAGCUCGACAGUAAAAAAGAAAAUGUAACUGUUUUAGGAUCCGGAUGGGCGAGUACUACUUUUAUUAAAAACCUUGAUCCUAAAUUAUAUCAUGUGACACUAAUAUCUCCCCGUCCUUGGUUUACUAUGACACCACUGUUAACAGCAGCGAUCAGUGGACGAAUAGGACUCCGUACUGUGAUCAGUCCAGUUAGCCGUUAUCUUUUUAAAUAUCCCAAGCGUGGAUUUGAAUUGAUCAAGGGUGAAGCAAUUGAUUACUUAGGAAACAAUACAAUAAAAAUAAAGACGAACUGCAACGAAGAAAAAAUUCAUAAAUACGAUAAACUAGUCAUUGGUGUUGGUUCUGUUACGAACACUUUUAACAUACCUGGAGUGGAAAAAAAAGUUAGUUUUCUAAAAACUAUUGACGACGUUAGAGAAAUCAGAGAAAAACUGUUUAAUAACUUUGCCAUAGCCAAAAACAACAACCUUAGCCCAAAAGAAAAAGAAAAGCUUCUCAGUAUCGCUAUUGUAGGUGGUGGAUUUGCUGGUGUAGAAACAGCGUUUGAACUACAAAAUCUAAUAGAAACAGACCUGAAAUUUAUGUAUCCAGAUGAAGCUAAGUUUGCGAAAAUAUCUAUUGUGGAAAUGUUGCCUAACAUGUUACCGAUUUGUGAAAAAUCAGUAAGUGAAUUUGCAAACAACACACUCGAUCAACAAAAAAUAAAGCGUUACAACAACUGCCGAGUGACAUUGGUUGACGCCGAUGCGAUCAAUGUUGUAGACAAAAACUCUACGAGUUUCAAGAUUCCGGCUUCACAAGUCAUUUGGGUUAGUGGAAUAAUGCAAACAUCUUUUGUAAAAAAACUUAUUGAUAAAAUUGAACAACAAAAGGAUAAUCGAUUCUUACUAGUAAAUCCAGACUUGUCAGUCAUUGGAACUAAAGAUAUGUACGCUUUUGGAGAUUGUUCUCGUCUAACCGUCAAGCCUUUAAGUUCAAUAAUUUAUAAAGAAUGUGUCAGAAAUGUUAGUUUACAAAAACAAUUAUGUUCAACUACACAAAAACUAUUUGAAGGACGUUUUAACUGA
Dermatophagoides pteronyssinus (European house dust mite) is the source of this 1641-nucleotide messenger RNA. Its product is annotated as external NADH-ubiquinone oxidoreductase 1, mitochondrial-like. The record is from RefSeq and is a predicted model, not a curated record. NCBI's taxonomy places the organism in Eukaryota, Metazoa, Arthropoda, Arachnida, Sarcoptiformes, Pyroglyphidae.